Molecule: messenger RNA, 2434 nt
Organism: Effrenium voratum
Lineage: Eukaryota; Dinophyceae; Suessiales; Symbiodiniaceae
Source: the annotation of a GenBank genome assembly
AGCUGAUGUUUCAGCCUCAAUUUUCAAGCCCGGUUUGCCCAGCGUAUGCGCCCGGAACAGCUAUGGUGGACAGAAGAGAGACUUUCUGGGAGCUGCACCGGAAGCUCGCGGAAUGCUACGUCAACGAUGUUGCAGAGCGGCCUGCCAAUCCCCAUCCACUCGCUCUUGCUGGAAAGCCUUCCAUUCCCGCACCUGGCCGAAUUGCAAAUUCGCCUGUGGUCCACGUAUCCAGCAUAGCGAGCAUGAGGAGGGAGGACUCCUUUAGCUCCGCGAUAACCGACAAGAAGAGCGACCCGGAGGGCGAGAAGUCUUCUGCACAAGGUCAGCCUUCGCUCUUCGACCAGGUGGUGCCGCACAACGAGGAGGCGGGGCAUGCGGCAAGAGCCCGUGCCUCCCUGGCGCAGAGGAGGAGAAGCACAGUGGAGUGCCUCAUGAACGUGCAAGGUUUGCUGAAUCUAGAUGCUGAGCGUGAUUUGUCAGGCGGAAGCUCGUCCUUGGACAUCACCCGAAUCGACCUGAAGCCCUUCGACCACUGGGUGAAGCCGCCCGCAGGUGAUCAGCGGAUGAUGUCCAUGAGAUACCUAUCGAAGGAGCGAGCUUUGCAGUCUGGCGAGGAUGACAUGCUCGGCAGUGAGAUGCCCUUGGAUGGCUCAAGAAGCAUGAUUCACCCAGGGGGGAGCUUUCGCCUGGUUUGGAAUGUGCUGGUUGCGCUUUGCUUGGUGCAUGACUUGGUGGUGAUCCCUCUUUACGUCUUCGAGAUCCCCGACUCCUUCAUUCUGAUUUUCUUGGAGUGGUGUACUCAGCUCUUUUGGAACUUCGACAUCAUUUUGUCCACCAGAACUGGCUACUACAACAAGGGCCUCCUUAUCAUGAAUCCGCGCAAGGUGAUAAAGCAUUAUGUGAAAACCUGGCUCAUCUUGGAUGUGACACUGGUGUCUUUGGAUUGGGUCUUCGUGGUCAUGGAGGCCUCUGGUAUGACGGUGACCUCAGUGGCCCAGCUCUCACGCACAAUCCGCUUCCUGCGGUUCCUGCGGUUGGUUCGCAUCCUGCGCUGGGUGAAGUUGAGACGCAUGGCGGAGAUGUUCCAAGAACUGAUCCAGAACCAGGCUGCUUCAAUGUACUGGAGCCUCAUUAUCGGCAUUGCCCGGCUGAUCAUUCUGAACCACUUGAUCGCUUGCUGCUGGUACGGCUUGUCCCGGCUACAAGACCCCACCAACAACUGGGUGGCGUCUAACUCGCUGAGUGACAGCAGCCCAUUCCACCAGUACGCGGUGUGCAUGAAUUGGGCCUUUGCACAGCUGGGUGUUGGCUUGUCGGACAUCACGCCGAACACAACUCUGGAGACCUGGUUCUCGGUGCUCAUUGCUUUCAGGUCGUUAAUCACCUGCACGUCGCUGAUCAGUCGCAUGACGUCUUUGCUCACAGCCCUGAUCAAAACCAAGGAGGACGAAGAGCGCGAGUUCCGUCUUCUGCGGACCUACCUGACCUGCAACGAGAUCCCGCAGAGUUUAGCCCAGAAAGUCACCCGCUUCUUGCAACACCAGUUCACUCUUCGGAUUCAAGCCAAAUCUGCGGACGUGCAUGUGCCCCUCUUGGAGUUGUUGUCCACGCAGCUGCAGGGCGAGCUCCAGUUUGCCCGGUUUCGCGCCUCGCUCUUAAAGCUGGAGUUCCUGGACCACCUGCUGGACGAAUCCACGGACCUACAGCUGAUGUACGCCAUGCAGGAGCUUUCCACCAAGGCCUUGGUAAGUCUCCCAGUUGCCUCCGGCGACAUGAUCUUCAUCGGCGGCAACCCAGCACGCCACAUGUACCUGAUCAUCCAAGGGGAGUUCACCUACUACCAUGAGAAGGGACGGGGGAUGCUGGAUGGGGAGGCUGGCUGGAUAGCAGAAAUGGCGCUCUGGACUCCCUGGGUGUACUUGGGUGACCUCGUGGCCAAGGACGUGGCACGCAUUGUUUCCAUGGAUGCGAGCAUCUUCGGCAAGAUCGUGAGCCAGUGCCAGCCAGCAAAGGACUUUGCGAAAGAGUACUCUCGGCAUUUCAUCGCGGGGAUGCGAAGGAAGAAGUACUGGACGGACUUGGUUCACGAUCAGGCAGAUGAGGAAAGCUCCACUGGUGAAGUCAUAGGGCUUCAGUCCAUCGUUAAGCCCAAGUCGGUGGCGGCAUCGUGCUGCAAGUGGUGGCGACAUCGUCGGAAACGGGUCGCAGUCGAGGGCAAGUGAAGGCCAACGGAGAAGUUUCUGCCGCAUGGCAUCAGAGCUUCGUGCCGCUUUGCACGGCGUGCUCAGCUGCUUUGGAGUACCUCAGCCACUUCAUGGACUUUGACACUGGUUUUCAUGGGCACCGGAUCGCUGUGGUACAAAUUGAUGGCGUGGCUCGGCGAAGUUGGUCCCACAGCUAUUGUUAUGUAUUUGCCCAAGGGAGAUUGUCACUG